AUGGUCAGAAAGAGCUAUGAGAUCAUAAAUCAAAAGAAAAGAAAACUAGUACUGAGGGAGAGCCAAGCAAUCUUGUUCAAAGAGCCAUAUGAGAUGAUGCUCAGAAAGAGCCAUUUGAGAUCAUGGUUAGAAAGAGGUGGAGAUGAAGGUGGUGGUGGUGAUGGAUUGGUGGUAAAAGUAUGGGAACCUAGCUGA
Messenger RNA from Prunus armeniaca (apricot), 195 nucleotides. NCBI's taxonomy places the organism in Eukaryota, Viridiplantae, Streptophyta, Magnoliopsida, Rosales, Rosaceae. The record is from the annotation of a GenBank genome assembly.